Messenger RNA from Notechis scutatus (mainland tiger snake), 3137 nucleotides. Lineage: Eukaryota; Metazoa; Chordata; Lepidosauria; Squamata; Elapidae. The record is from RefSeq and is a predicted model, not a curated record.
AUGGUAUACAAGGACAAGCUUCUAACAUCUUGCCAUCAUUUUUUCCUGCUUGCAGCCAGAUUCUGUUGGGUAAUUCCUAUGAUACGAGGAACUUAUGGCCAGGAAUAUGCCCAUUCCAUUCGACUCGAUGGAGAUGUAAUCUUGGGAGGACUGUUUCCUGUCCAUGCCAAGGGAGAAAGAGGAGUACCUUGUGGUGAACUCAAGAAAGAAAAGGGAAUCCAUCGGCUUGAGGCAAUGCUAUAUGCAAUUGAUCAGAUCAAUAAGGACCCUGAUCUUCUUGCCAAUGUCACGUUGGGUGUUCGGAUUCUGGACACAUGUUCCAGAGACACUUAUGCUCUGGAGCAGUCUUUAACUUUUGUUCAAGCUUUGAUAGAAAAAGAUGGGUCUGAUGUAAAAUGUGCUAAUGGAGAUCCUCCUAUUUUUACCAAGCCAGACAAGAUAACCGGGGUAAUAGGUGCAGCAGCGAGUUCAGUGUCCAUCAUGGUGGCUAACAUUUUAAGACUUUUUAAGAUACCUCAAAUCAGCUAUGCAUCUACAGCUCCAGAACUGAGUGAUAACACCAGGUAUGAUUUUUUCUCUCGUGUGGUCCCACCAGACUCCUAUCAAGCCCAAGCUAUGGUUGACAUUGUGACAGCACUUGGAUGGAACUAUGUGUCAACACUGGCAUCAGAAGGGAACUAUGGGGAAAGUGGUGUAGAAGCUUUCACUCAAAUCUCUAGGGAAAUUGGUGGUGUCUGCAUUGCUCAGUCACUAAAAAUCCCCCGUGAACCCAGGACAGGAGAAUUUGAGAAGAUUAUCAAGCGCUUGAUGGAGACUCCAAAUGCUCGUGCUGUGAUUAUGUUUGCAAAUGAAGAUGAUAUAAGGCGAAUACUGGAAGCUGCUAAGAAAUUGAAUCAAACUGGACAUUUUCUUUGGAUUGGCUCAGACAGUUGGGGUUCUAAAAUUUCACCUGUUUAUCAGCAAGAAGGAAUAGCAGAAGGGGCUGUCACCAUCUUGCCCAAAAGAGCUUCUAUUGAUGGUUUUGAUAGAUAUUUUAGAAGUCGAACCCUAGCAAAUAACAGAAGGAAUGUGUGGUUUGCAGAAUUUUGGGAGGAAAAUUUUGGAUGCAAGCUGGGCUCUCAUGGAAAGAGGAAUAGCAACAUAAAGAAAUGUACAGGAUUGGAACGAAUUGCAAGAGAUUCUUCUUAUGAACAAGAAGGAAAGGUUCAGUUUGUCAUUGAUGCAGUAUAUUCAAUGGCAUAUGCAUUACACAACAUGCAUAAAGAACUUUGCCCUGGGUACAUUGGUCUUUGUCCUCGCAUGAGUACAGUUGAUGGCAAAGAGUUGCUUAGUUACAUCCGGGCAGUAAAUUUCAAUGGGAGUGCUGGAACACCUGUAAUUUUUAAUGAAAAUGGAGAUGCACCUGGCCGUUAUGAUAUCUUCCAGUAUCAAAUAAUCAAUAGAAGUGCAGAAUAUAAAAUAAUUGGCCACUGGACGAAUCAACUUCAUCUAAAUGUAGAAGAUAUGCUUUGGGAUAUCAAAGAACGAACUCACCCCGCUUCAGUCUGUAGUGUGCCCUGCAAACCUGGGGAAAGGAAGAAGAUGGUGAAGGGAGUAGCUUGCUGUUGGCAUUGCGAGCGCUGUGAAGGAUAUCACUACCAAGUGGAUGAGGUCACCUGUGAAAUGUGUCCCUUUGAUAAGAAACCCAACACCAACCGCACGGACUGCCAACUCAUUCCCAUCAUCAAACUGGAGUGGCAUUCCCCGUGGGCGAUUGUGCCUGUCUUCAUAGCAAUACUUGGCAUCAUUGCAACCUCCUUUGUCAUUGUGACAUUUGUCCGCCACAACGACACCCCAAUUGUCAGGGCCUCAGGGCGUGAACUAAGCUAUGUCCUCUUGACUGGGAUUUUUCUCUGUUAUGCUAUCACUUUUUUAAUGAUUGCACGUCCAGACACUGCCAUCUGCUCUUUUCGACGGAUCUUCCUCGGACUUGGGAUGUGCUUCAGUUAUGCAGCCUUGCUCACCAAAACAAACCGGAUCCAUCGAAUAUUUGAGCAAGGGAAAAAAUCGGUCACUGCUCCAAAGUUCAUCAGCCCAGGUUCCCAACUGGUGAUUACUUUCAGCCUCAUAUCCAUACAGCUUAUAGGAGUCUUCAUUUGGUUUGCUAUUGAUCCUCCACAUAUCAUAGUAGAUUAUGGAGAGCAGAGAACUGUGGAUCCUGACAAGGCCCGUGGGAUUCUCAAAUGUGACAUCUCGGAUCUAUCGCUCAUUUGUUCUCUUGGAUACAGUAUUCUCUUAAUGGUAACAUGUACUGUAUAUGCUAUUAAAACAAGAGGCGUUCCAGAGACCUUCAAUGAAGCAAAACCAAUUGGAUUUACCAUGUACACCACCUGUAUCAUUUGGUUAGCUUUUAUUCCAAUCUUUUUUGGAACAGCACAGUCAGCAGAGAAGAUGUACAUCCAGACAACAACUCUUACAGUGUCCUUAAGUUUAAGUGCUUCUGUCUCUUUGGGCAUGCUCUACAUCCCCAAGGUUUAUAUUAUCAUUUUUCAUCCAGAACAAAAUGUGCAAAAAAGGAAGAGGAGCUUCAAGGCUGUUGUCACUGCAGCCACAAUGCAAAGCAAGCUGAUCCAAAAGGGAAAUGACAGACCAAAUGGCGAGGUUAAAACGGAACUUUGUGAAAGUCUUGAAACCAACACUUCCUCCACCAAGACAACCUACGUCAGCUAUAGCAAUCAUGCAAACUGAAUGGUGAAACCAAUCAUAUCUGAAGACUCACAAUAUGUGAACUGAAGAACAAUGUUGACUAUCACAUCAUGACAACUCAGCCUCUGAAGACUAAGCUGUAAAAGGACAAAAGUUGGCCAUGAGACCACAGCAGGAGGCAUGGGUGGGUUGGGGGGGAAAAAUGGCCCAGAAUUAUAUAUUAUGACUCCCUGUCAAAUGUCUGAACUGUUUACUCAUGAAAAAGGUGAAUCACAAAAGGAAAACAAAAUGUUAGCUUGUGAAAAAAAAAUUCUGUUGAAAUAAAACCAUGUCUGAUGUUAUACUUGUAAGUACUUUUUUGUGAUUGUGAGAAAUUCCAUUCCUGUUCCACACUUGUUCAACUUGUAUAAGAAGAUGAAGUUUGUUUCUUGUGAUGGCUGACUGAAUUGAAA